Messenger RNA from Salvia hispanica, 961 nucleotides. Its product is annotated as RING-H2 finger protein ATL78-like. Gene Ontology annotation, biological process: protein ubiquitination. The record is from RefSeq and is a predicted model, not a curated record. Lineage: Eukaryota; Viridiplantae; Streptophyta; Magnoliopsida; Lamiales; Lamiaceae. Gene Ontology annotation, molecular function: transferase activity.
AUGGCUGCUGCAUCAACUUCUCUCAUCACACAUUCAAGAAGGCUUCUCCUCAACCCUCUCUUCCUCAGUCCCCCCUCAGCCCCCCCACCCUCAACACCGACGCAUCCUCUCAGAGACACCAGCAACUUCGAUGCAAACGUGGUGAUGGUGCUCUCCGUCCUCCUCUGCGCCUUGAUCUGCUCCCUCGGCCUCAACUCCAUCAUCCGCUGCGCUCUAAGGUGCUCCACCCUCGUCUCAGCCGACGCAGAGGGGGCUCCAGCCCCCGCUGCCCGGCUUGCCAAUACCGGGAUUAAAAAGAAGGCCCUCAAGACAUUUCCCAUCAUUAGCUAUGCAGCUGAGCUGAAGCUACCUGGCUUGGACACCGAGUGCGCCAUCUGCCUCUCCGAGUUUGCACCCGGGGAGCGGGUGAGGGUGCUGCCUAAGUGCAACCAUGGCUUCCACGUCCGCUGCAUUGACAGAUGGCUUGGCUCGCACUCCUCCUGCCCCACCUGCAGGCACUGCCUCAUUCAAACCUGCCAGAAGAUUGUAGGCUGCAGCCAGUCUGCUUCCACACCUGUUGUGAAUCAAGAAGUUGCUGUCAGGAUUGAGCCUCUGAAUCCAGAAGGUUUGAUUAGGAAUCAUGGGACUUAGAUAGGAAUGCAAUCAGUUAGUGAUAUGUAAUUAACCUUCUAUAUUUUGGGGGAAAUGGUGGUGGCUAGUGGUAUUAGGUGGAAAGUAGCAGCAUUGUGCACUAGGUUUUUGAUGGGGACAAAAAUCAGUGUAGUCCAAAGUGUAUAUAUAUGGUCCUUUCAACUUUGGUGCAUAGUUACUGUUUUUUCUAAAUUAUUGCUAGUGAUUGUCUUUUCUUGCUAUUGGUGGCUGAAUUCAAGUUGCAAUGACUAGGAUUUGGAAUGUGUGAGAUGAACAAGGCUUAUUCUGUUUAGGUUCCCUUCAACAGGCCUUGACUGCCAUUUGAGCUUCC